UAAGGGAACUUUUGAACAGUUUUAGUGCACGCAUUUUGCUGCAGGCUCAAAGGACAUUUUCAUCAGGUCUUUUCAGAAAAAAAACUGUUAAAUUUAUCUGUGUCCUUUUGAUGGAUCUUGACGAGAAACAGUUAGCUGACUCCUUACAAGUCAUGUGCAGCUCUGAAAUUUCAGAGCCUCACAGGUCCGGAAUACUUCGAGUGAAAGCAUCUUGUCACCAUCUAGUAAAUUCUAGCUGCCUCCAGGAAUGGGUGAAAAUGUUGAUAGAUAAGGGCAACAUCCAGUUCUACUGUCCGACUUGUGAUGCUGUGUGGUUGUGGCAAGAAGUGAGGAAAAUGGCACUCCUCAGAGGCAAAGAGUGUGCAGAGCUGGAAGCUCGAAUACUGAGGCUUGUCUCUACUAGGGAGGCAAAAGCACUUUUUCAAAAGUGCCCACGAUGCUUUCAGCUUCUUCAGCUCUAUGAUCACAACACUCUUUGUGUUGCGUGUCGAGUCUGUUCAGAAAACGAUAAGAAGGUAUACCAGUUCUGCUGGGCCUGUAAAAAGGAAUGGAAUGGACCUUCUCUUAAUGAUGAGUGCUGUGCUCAUGAGCUCUGCCCUCUACAAGCAACUCUUCUAUCCUGCCCAGUAAUCAUUGCCCCAGACUUAGAGGUCAAUGAGUGCCCAUCUGUACGAGCUUGUCCUCGGUGUGAGGCUCUGGUAACUCAUUCUUUAGAUGGCUGCCCAGAAGUGAAAUGUCCCAAUUGCUUGUUAAAUUUCUGCUACCGCUGCCUUGAGAAACAUGGAAUGCACAGGUAUAUAGAAGAGGAGGAAUGCCUUGUCUUAGAUGAAAUAGAGGACAGAGAUAACAGUUUCUGCAUGCUAAGUGAAAGGCAGACACUGACAGGCAAAGUAUGGAAUCCAGAGGAAAACUCUAGCUCUGAAUGUACAACAGAGAGUGAGGAAGAUGACAGUUAACAUGGCAUGAGUGGAACACAAGGGAGCAAAAAUGUUGGUCUGUUUCCAACCAGUAUGACCUAAGAUUCACACUAAUGCUUUGUCUCUUUGAAAGUCUGAGAAGCUCAACAGGUUGAAUAUAAGGCUGAAUGCCAAUCAUAUAUUUGAGACUAUUCUUUAACUAUACACAGUUCACAAUAAUCAUACAUUUCUCAUAUGUAUUGAAUUUUAAAAUGUGUCAACUCUUGUCAGCAAUUUAAAAUAUAAAUCAAAUGUACACUGCAAGCAAAGGUGAAUUAAGCUUGUGUAACUAGAAGUGGUCCUUUGGCAAAACAAAUGAAGCACUACUACUGUUAUUAACUGAAUAAACAAUGAAAGCUCA
Molecule: messenger RNA, 1317 nt
Organism: Protopterus annectens (West African lungfish)
Lineage: Eukaryota; Metazoa; Chordata; Ceratodontiformes; Protopteridae
Product: E3 ubiquitin-protein ligase RNF144A-like
Exons: 4
Coding region: 111-956 (281 amino acids)
Molecular function (GO): zinc ion binding
Source: RefSeq, a predicted model, not a curated record